AUGUACAAGAUACGAACUCCACUUGCUGUUCUUGUGGCUUUCUUAACAUUUGCAACUGCUUUGCAAAGGAUCAAGUUAUACAAUAUGGUAUCACUCCGUCAAAAGUUAUUGGAAGCCGGUAUUACGCAAAACAUGUUGGAAGCUAAAUAUACAAGAGCUCACGGUAAAAAUGGAGUCGAAUUACUGAAGAACUACAAGGAUGCUUAUUACUACGGUAAAAUAUCGGUUGGCACACCACCGCAAGAGUUUACAGUUUUGUUUAGUACAGGCUCAUCAGAAAUGUGGAUACCUUCAAUACUGUGUGGAGCAGAAUGUAAGGCUCAUAAUAAAUACCAUCACUCCAAGUCGAUAACCUAUAUUCCUGAUGGUGGUAAAUGCUUCUUGCAAUAUGGCUUAGGCUCUGUUGAUGGUUUUAUGAGUGAAGAUGUUGUCAAUAUUGCUGGUAUCGAAAUAAAGAACCAAUCAUUUAUAGAAGUGACCGAGGAGCUAAGUUUUUUCUUGACUUCAGCCAGUUUUGAUGGCAUGGUUGGAUUGAGACAUAAACCACAUUCAAAUUGUGAUGCCAAUUCUGUCCUAAAUAAUAUGCUAGCACAAGAUCUCAUAAAAAAAAAGGUGUUUUCUUUUUAUUUCAGCAGAGAUGAAGAAGGUACUGCUGGAGGCGAAAUCAUCUUUGGUGGUUCUGACUCAAGAUACUACGAAGGCAAAUUUCAUUAUACCAAUGUAAUUCAUAAAGGAAGUUGGAUUAUUAAAGUUGAUAGCGGUACAGUAAAUCGAGGCGUUAAGUUUUGCACUCACGGCUGCACGGCUAUUAUCGAAACCGGUACUUCCCUGAUAUUUGGUCCUUCGAAAGAUAUUCAACGAAUCCAGCACGCAAUUGGAGCUCAGAAAAUUGGUGGACAAAAUUUCAUAGACUGUACGAGAAUCAAAUCGUUACCUAAAAUCACCUUUACAAUUGAUAAAAUCAGAUAUACUCUCGAUCCUGAACAUUACGUUCAUCAGUAUACCCUAAAAGGCAAUAAACAUUGCAUCAGUGGCUUUUUAGAACUUGAAGAAGAAGAAGAUACGUGGAUUUUCGGUGACGUUUUUCUUCGCUCCUAUUACACUGAAUUUGAUGUGGGAAAAGAUAGGAUUGGUUUCGCUAAGUUAAAGAAGAAAUACAGCAGUUCUAGAUAUUUGAAUUUAUUACAGUCGUAG
Messenger RNA from Trichoplax adhaerens, 1194 nucleotides. RefSeq lists its product as uncharacterized. The transcript is spliced from 9 exons. The record is from RefSeq and is a predicted model, not a curated record. NCBI's taxonomy places the organism in Eukaryota, Metazoa, Placozoa, Uniplacotomia, Trichoplacea, Trichoplacidae. The coding region runs from base 1 to 1194 and encodes 397 amino acids. Gene Ontology annotation, molecular function: aspartic-type endopeptidase activity. Gene Ontology annotation, biological process: proteolysis.